Molecule: messenger RNA, 1889 nt
Organism: Emiliania huxleyi CCMP1516
Lineage: Eukaryota; Haptophyta; Isochrysidales; Noelaerhabdaceae
Exons: 15
Coding region: 1-1794 (597 amino acids)
Biological process (GO): hexose biosynthetic process
Molecular function (GO): N-acetylgalactosamine 4-sulfate 6-O-sulfotransferase activity
Source: RefSeq, a predicted model, not a curated record
AUGGCACGCAACUGCGUCUUCUACUUGGGCGCGCGCGCGCAGGCCUUGCCGGGCCUGCAGGCGGACGAGCUGGUGCAGUGGGAGGAGGCGCAGCGCUACCCGCUCGCGGCCGAGGCGGUGGGGGUGCACGUGAUGGCGCGCGAGACGCAGCUGCGAGAGAUCCCAUCCGUAGCCAUCCGCAGUUGUGUCGCCUGCGGCAGCUGGGGCGAGGCGGUGCCGCGGCUGUACUACCACGCGGACCGCGAGGUGAGCGAGGCGCAGGCGGACGAGCUGGUGCAGUGGGAGGAGGCGCAGCGCUACCCGCUCGCGGCCGAGGCGGUGGGGGUGCACGUGAUGGCGCGCGAGACGCAGCUGCGAGAGAUCGUGGCGUCCUGGGGCGAGGCGGUGCCGCGGCUGUACUACCACGCGGACCGCGAGGUCGCGGGCAUGACGUGGAACACGUGGCUGCGCUUCAAGAUGAAGGCCAUCUUCGAGUUCUCCGUGCGCGCGCACUGGGCGGAGCUGCAGGAGACCGAGUGGUACGACUCGCGCGCGGCGCACUACUUUGGGCGGCCGCUGCACGAGGCGGGCUACCCGCUCUUUGUGGGCGGCGGCGCAGGCAUCGUCCUCUCGCGCGCAGCGGCGCGCGGCAUCGUCCUCUCGCGCGCAGCGGCGCGCCAGAUCAUCGCGCUCAAGGAUGCGGAGGUCUGCGACCCGCUCUCGCUGAAGUGGGCGGAGAGAGUGCACUCUGGCGGCGAUGCGUGGCUGGGCGACUGCGCCGAGAGCGCCGGCGUGCACACCGACAUGGAGUUCGGAUUCUACCCGCAGCCUCCCGUCUCGAACCUCUUCCACCUCUUCGCCGACGCCGUCGCCUUCCACGGAGUGGAGAACCACGCGGCGAUGCACUCGGCGCUGCGCGCCAACGGCACCGCCGCCGCCUUCGACCCUCGAUGCGUGCCGGUCUUUGCCGACCACAAGUACUCCUGCCUGCCGCACUUCAUCAUCGGCGGCGUGCCCAAGGCGGGCACCACCUCGCUGUACAAGUACCUGCUCGAGCACCCGGACGCCGCCGACCGCACGGUCGUGCGCUACCUCAACAAGCGCAUCGACAACAAGAUGGAGAAGGAGCUCUCGGACGCCGCGCCGCCCUUCUCUGCGCUCGUCGCCGACGUGGCAAAGACGAUGGCCUCCUGCGGCUCGCCCAACCGGACCUUUUCGAUGAUGGACGAGUACUCGGACGAGAUGGAGGAGGCGGGCUGCUACGUCAACCCCUUCGUCGGCGAGGGGCGGUACGUGCGCUACCUCAAGCUCUGGCUGGGGAUGGUGCCGCGCAGGCAGCUGCUCCUCCUCAACUUCGACGCGUGGACUGCCUCCGCCGAGGCGGCGCAGGAGGCGAUGGGGCGCGUCGCCGCCUUCCUGCAGCUGGCGCCCUUCUCGUUUCGCGCGCACAACACGCACGCCAACCGGUCCGUCCACGUCGACCGCGACGCCGCCUCCGACGCGGACGCGAUCAAGGGGCAGUCGGUCGAGGCGCAGCUGCCGCGCCGCGACCGCUGCGUCCUCCGCGACUUCUUCGCGCCCUACAACGCGGCGCUCGCCGGCCUGCUCGCGCAGCACGGGUACGAGCCGAUGACCGAGGCGUGGGGCGCGAGCGCCGCCGCCGACUGCCCCGCCAAGAGCGGCUGGCGCUUCGCCGAGGAGCUUCCGGCGGCGCCGCACGCGACCGGCGCUGCGGCCGGUGGGGAGGAGGAGCGGAGGAGGUGCGGGACGGUCGACCACCCGUGCCUCGCCGGCUCAGACACGCAGGCCACGUAGGAGACCAUAGUACACGGCACCUCGCGGGGCGUCCGCUUCCUUUCUGCCCCUACGGCUCUAUUAAAACAAGGGGCCUCGCGCACAUGUGUACGUAU